Molecule: messenger RNA, 2958 nt
Organism: Caenorhabditis bovis
Lineage: Eukaryota; Metazoa; Nematoda; Chromadorea; Rhabditida; Rhabditidae
Source: the annotation of a GenBank genome assembly
AUGGCACCAACGGGUCAGGGCGGCCAAUGGCAAGACGUGCUCUGUUGCACACAAUGCUCUCAACAUUUCAAUGAGACGACGUUGCCGGUGAAUCUGAUAUGCGGACACGUGAUUUGUCGAAAAUGCGCCAAAUCGCCGACGAUUCAGGCGAAGCCGUGUCCGAACGAUGAUUGGGAGCCGAGCAUUGCGAUUCAAGAAUACCCGACGAACGUGGCGCUGUUGUCGUUGGCGAUGCCGCGAUUCGACGUCAAGAAAUUCUCGAACGCGUCGACGGACGACGAAAUUGCGGUCGAUGAGACGCUCGUCGAAAUCGCCUCGUUUUUUCGAAAAGCCGAAAGCGAACGCGGCGGAACGGUGUACAGUAAUAAGCUCUCGCGAACCCUUCAGCGAAAAGUUGUCGCGUUGUUGUGCUAUCAAUGGAAAGAGAUCGACGGGCAAAUGAAGUGCUUCAAGGCGAUUCGAGCGAUUGCCGAAAGGGUUAUGAUGGAGGUGCUUCUCGCGAUUCAGAGCAACACGCACGUGAGCGCCCAAUUAUGGACGGCGGUUCGCUCGCGCGGCUGCCAAUUCCUCGGGCCCGCCAUGCAGGAGGACGUGCUUCGUCUGAUAUUGAUAACGCUCGAAAGCGGCGAUAUGAUUGCGCGAAAGAAUUUGGUGAUGUACGUGGUGACGACGUUGGCGCCCGAUUAUCCGCAAGUGUCGAAGACGUGCGUCGGACACGUCGUCCAGUUGCUCUAUCGCGCCUCGUGCUUCAACGUCAUCAAACGCGACGGGCAAUCGUCGCUGAUGCAGCUCAAAGAGGAGUUUCGGAGCUAUGAGAGUUUGCGGCGCGAGCACGACUCGCAGAUUGUGCAGAUCGCGUUCGAGGCGGGCCUCCGAAUCGGACCCGAUCAGUGGAGCGCGUUGCUCUACGGCGAUCAGAGCAAACGAUCGCAUAUGCAAUCGAUCAUCGACAAGCUCCAAUCGGCUAACGUUUACUCGCAGUGCGUCGACGAGCUUCGGCACGCCGUCAAUUCGCCGUCGGCGAGCAUGUCGAUGAACACGAAAAAGUUGGUCAACGAGAUGUUGCCGAUUCUCGAGAUAUUCGAGGAGUUCAACGCCGAGAAUGGAACGAUCGAGGAGCUCGCCGAGCAGCUCAAAUGUCUACUCAAAGUGCUGAGAAUGCACGCGGAGAACGAUCGACGACAGCAGAAGCAGCAGCAGCAACAACAACAACAGCGGCAGCAGCAGCAAAUCACGACGACGUUGGAUGUCGAGACGAGACGAUAUCAGAUGAAUCGAUUCAAGACGAGAAUGUGCAUAAAUUUGGAGAAGAAUGGGCGGUGCGAACGCGGAGUGAAAUGCUCGUUUGCUCAUAAUCCGGAGGAGCUUCGCGAUCAGCCGACGACAGCGUCGACGCCGUCGCAGAAGCAGCACCACCAUCAGCAGCAGCAGCAGCAGCAACAGCCGGCUCCGUCGGCGCCUCCGCAGCCGCCACCGCCUCCUCCGGUCGCCUAUCAGCCGCCAUCACCGCACCAUCCACACCCAUUCAAUUAUCAUCAUCGGCGAGCUUAUGGUCCGCCGCCGCCGCCGCCGCGGGCCAACUUCGGCCCGCCCCCGCCUCCUCAUUUCUAUCAUUGUCCGCCGCCGAAUCUAUCGCGGAAUCCGGCGAUGACGGCGCCGCCGAUGAAUCCGAAUAUUGCGCAUCCGCCUCCGCCGCCGCCGCCGCCUGGCACACUGCUCUAUCGAUUCCCGUCGGCGGACGCGUCGGCGCCUCCGCAAAACGGCGUUGUGCUUGUGCCGCAGCCGGCGGCUCCCGGUUCAAUGGUGAUUAUGCAGGCGGCGGGCGCUGCCGGUCAACCGGCGCCUCCUCCACCGCCACAGCCGUUGGUGAUUGCGGCCGGUGCGCCACCGACGUCACAAGCGCCGCCGCCGCCACCUCCACCACCACCACCGCCGCCACCUCCACCUCCGCCAUCGGCGCCACCUUCGCAGAACGCGACGAUUCAGCCGCCACCACUGAACGCCAUUUGGGCGGCGCCUUCGCCAACCGGCGGUCAAAAUUUGAUAUUCUCCGGCACUUCGCCACCCCAUCCCGGACAGACGUUUUGGAUUCAAUCCCCACAAGCUCCCAUAAUGCACUCGAUGGAUUCGUAUGAUUAUAGCCUCAUUUGGGGUCCGCCGUUUCCGAGGGAUUCUGGAGCUGACGCCGAACAGCUGCUGAUGAAGAGGAACGAGAUUCUCAACCGACUCGCUCCGCCGUCAUCGGUCGACGAUGAGGAUGUUGAAGACGGCGGCGGUGUCGGACACGUCUCGUACACGGUGGCCUCAUCGGUUCUCGAUGAUUCGGGCAAUCAUCCGAUCACGCUGCUCAGCUUGAAUCCCGGCGCGCCGAUCGAUCUGCCCGGCAUUCCGGUGACGUUCGCCGCGGUGCCGACAGAAGAGACGAUGACACGAAUCGGCGAGAUGGUUCAGAAUCGACCGCGCGCUGGCUCGCUCACACAACCGACGGGAAUUCUGGUGCCGCAACAGGUGAUGCCGACAUACGACGCCUCGCCGGCGACGGUUCAGUCCGAUGGCUCGACGAUGAGCGUUCGCGAGAGUAUUAGUCAGCCGAUUGCGACGCCGACGGUGGCCGCUGCGAUUCCGCUGACGACUGUCGUCGCCGCGCCGCCGCCGCUCAUCGUCGACGGCGCCACCGGAAUGCUGACGCCGAUGCGGCCGAUCAUGGUGGCGGCGUUUCCGCAGGACGUCGUGUCGAGCUCGCUGGACAAAAUUGUCGACGUGAAAGAGCGCCUGAGCGAGGCGCAGCAGGGAAGCGCGCCGGAAGCCGUCAACGAGCACCUUCGGAUGGAGUUGCGAAUGGCCGAAGGCGAGAUGGCGAACCUCGAUCCGUUCACAAAGAAGAGCUGUCUGCUCAGAGAGCUGCGGCAGGUCGACAGAGAGCUGCAGAAGUUGCAGAUCGAGCCGAAUCAAAUGUGA